Molecule: messenger RNA, 2240 nt
Organism: Labeo rohita (rohu)
Lineage: Eukaryota; Metazoa; Chordata; Actinopteri; Cypriniformes; Cyprinidae
Gene: nudt22
Product: nudix (nucleoside diphosphate linked moiety X)-type motif 22
Exons: 7
Coding region: 219-1211 (330 amino acids)
Molecular function (GO): GDP-mannose hydrolase activity
Source: RefSeq, a predicted model, not a curated record
AAUCGAAGUUGUUAUUUCUAUUUUAUCCUCUCAUUCGUUUUCAGCAGAUGUUACAACUUUUAUUUUGAAGUACAGCGUCUCCGGAAGUUGGUCGGUUAAGAGUCCGACUGUGUACGGUUUAGAUGUACACGGUUUAAAAAUCAUAUCUAGGUAGGCAGCUCACUGAGAAGACACCCAUGCUGAAAGUCCACUUAGGAGAAGUCUGAAAGGGUUUUGUCAUGGAUCCAGAGGUGUCUCUCAUGCUGCACUGUGACCCAUUACAGGCUCUUGGAGAACAUCAAAUUCACGUCGAAAUCUCAGACAGGUUCAAUCGGCAGAGUUUUCCUGAAAUCGAGCAGCACAUUGAAGCCUUGUGGAGUGACCGAGUGACCAAAGAACCGUGGCUCUUCAAUGGGGCCAAAUUCAGAUUGCAUUCAGCGGUGCUCUCUGUCAUGGAAAAAGGACCAGUGGCAGAACAGGCCGUCCAAAACCUACCGCAGUGUGGCGAAGGAGACCAGUUGGAAAGUGCUGAUAAGUCCUCAGACAGAUUGGCAAAAGAUGAGCAAUCUUAUGUGCUAACUUUACAGUUAGGCCUGACCAGUUAUAAAGACUAUCUCGGGACUAACUGGUCACGAGAGGCAGGGAAUCUGCAGAGUCACGGACAGAACGAAUGUGCAGAUCCCCAGGCUUUCCUCGCACAGCCGCUGGGGGUGGGUGCCGUCAUGUCCACCGCGGAUGGAGACGUCGUCCUACUGAGGAGAAGUCAGAAAGUGGCAGAGGCUGCAGGCCUGUUAGACAUACCUGGAGGUCAUCCUGAGCCAAAGAUGUUGUGUCCAGAGGUCAGUGAGGAGGCCAUAUGUGUCGAUCUCCUGCAGGGUAAGGAGAGAGCCGUUGUUUCAGAGAUCUUCUCUUCAGUGUGUGCAGAGAUCAGCGAUGAGGUGAACGUUCCCGUCAAUUCUCUGAGCAAACCGCUGUUUAUGGGAAUUGCGCUGAACCACACUAGUGCAGGACGACCCAGUGCCGAGUUUUAUGUCCGGUGCACUUUGACAACAGAUGAAGUGAGAGAUUUCUACAGACGUGGAGGUCCGGAGGCCCAUGAGUCCACGGAUAUACUGUUUCUGAGUCGAGCGAAAAUGUUCCAAUUAAAUGAGCGCUCCCCCCUGUGGUCAGAGAUGUGUCCUUCAGCGAAGGGUGCAGUACUGCUGUAUCAGAGGGUGAUGCCUGAUUACUGAAUUGAAUCAGAUACACAACCAGCUUUGAAUAAUUGCACAAGCAGAUCAUAUAAACAUGAGUAAUUACAUCAUUUACAGGAACGGUUCACCCAAAAAUGAGAAUCUGCUAAACAUUAACUUGGGCUAUCCAAGGCAUAGAUGUUUUUGUUUCUUCAUCAGAUUUGGAGGAAUGUAGCAUUCCAUCACUUGGAGUAAAUGGGUGCCGUCAGAAUGAGAGUCCAAACAGUCCUUCAAGUAACGUGUGCUGUGUGUUUCUAAGAAAAAAAAAUCAAUUUCUUCUGGACAAAAUAAAAACGUCCAUAAUUCAUAAUAAUGCUUCCUCCAAGUCUUACAUCAAAAUCCAGCCACAUAUUUGUUCAGAGCUGUUUUGUUUUGGCUUAUAAAUGAUGCUUGAUCUGUGCAGAUUUCUCUCCUGCUACAGACCAGAUCACUUUUUUACUGGAGGGAGGGUUAUUAUGCAUAUAAGAAUCAUAUUUUAGCUGUAAAUGACAGUUUAAAGUUAAAAUGUCUUAAUGAUGGAUUUGUUUCCUUUGGCUUUUUAAGAUGUUAAUUGAUGGACUGGAGUGGUGUGGAUUAUUAUGUUUUUAUCAGCUGUUUGGACUCUCAUUCUGACGGCACCCAUUCACUACAGAGGAUCCAUUGGUGAGACAGUGAUGGAAUGACACAUUUCUCCGAACCUGAUGAAGAAACUCAAUCCAUGUCUUGGCUGGCUUGAAGGUGAAUGCAUUUUCAUUUCUGGUUAACUAUUCUUUUAACCUAUUUUAUGAUAUAUCAAUUACAUCGGUUUUGUAUAAGGGACUUGUUUGAAAAAUUACAAAAACGUACAUUACAAAAAACAGUAGUCUUCUAUUUUGUAUACUGGUGGCCAUUAAAAGUCUAGUAAUUUUCAGAAUAUUUGUACAGAACUCCUUGUAUUGAAUACAUGUGAAGUAUAUUUUACAGAGUUUUCUAUUGAAAUUUAUUCUUUGUGACAGACUUUAAUUUGAAUAAACGGCUUUUAUAUUAAAUUAAUAAAAGUUUAAAUACAAA